Messenger RNA from Aspergillus fumigatus Af293, 1164 nucleotides. NCBI's taxonomy places the organism in Eukaryota, Fungi, Ascomycota, Eurotiomycetes, Eurotiales, Aspergillaceae. The record is from RefSeq and is a predicted model, not a curated record.
AUGACCAUAUUCGACGAGAUCAAGCACGUCCAGAGGCUAGCCGAGGCCGAAGCUGCAGGAGAUCCCAAUGCUCACAAUCAACUGCUGGCUGCGAUUCGCAAGCUUCAAUUGGCAGCCGAAAAGCCGAUUGACACAACUUCUCGAGUAAACUUUCAAAUUAUGCAAAAUAUCUGCGUUCGAGUAGCAAUCGAAAGGAAGCUGCUGCACGCGAUAGCGGCGAGGAAUGGAGAACCCAUCACAUCGACCGAACUGUCGCGUGUGACGGAUACCGAUGAGCUCCUAGUUGUCCGUGUAAUGCGCGUGCUGACCGCAAUUGGGUUCGCCAUUGAGACGGCCAACCAGACAUACGCGGCGAAUGACACGACCCAUUUUGAGAUCCUCCCUGGAUCAAUUGCCGCAGUUAAGCAUCAGUACGGAGCAAAACUGGUCGAGUACAUGCGUGGGCCAGGCAUUUCCCAGUUCGCCGAUGAACCAGGGCAGCAAACACUCUUCAAGUACGCACACGGAUUUGACAAAAUCUUCGGCAUGCUCGAACAAAACCCAGAACAAAAGCAGGCGUUUGACGACUACAUGGCCUCUCGACGGUUGAUCAACCAGCCGCAGUGGUUUGAAAUCUAUCCUGCUGCCGAGAAACUGCGGCCUGUCCGAGACAGUCCAGAUUCUGUUCUGCUGGUCGAUGUUGGAGGCGGACCAGGACAGGAAAUGUCGCGUUUCAGACAGCGUCACCCGGACGUUCCGGGGAGACUCAUCUUGCAAGAUCUGCCUCUGACGCUCAAUCGGCUUGAGACGAUACCAGAGGGGAUUGAGCCAAUGGAGCACGAUUUCUUCAAUCCGCAGCCGGUCAAAGGUGCCCGGGCUUAUUUCUUCCGGCAAGUGCUGCAUAACUGGUCCGAUGCCAAAAGUAAGCAGAUUCUGUCGCAUAUCGCCGAUGCCAUGGAGCCGGGAUACUCCACCCUGCUGAUUGACGACUAUGUGUUGCCGGAUACCGGGGCCGAGCUGAGAGCAGCUGAGAUGGAUAUUCUCAUGUGGUUGCACACGGCCGGUCUCGAGCGAACUGUCUCGCAGUGGAGGGCUUUAUUCGAUGCGGUAGGUCUCGAGCUGGUGCAGAUCUGGAAUACCGACAAGGGCGACGAGUCGGUGCUAGAAGUGAGAAAAAGGCUGUGA